CAUAAUAAAUUAAUUCCAAUGGGUUCUCAGUCUAGGCUAUUGCCUGAACUUCCUGUUAUAGAAUUUUCCCAGGAAAAUCUCAAUCCUGGAACGGAUCUGUGGAUCUCCACGUCCAAACGCGUCGUUUUUGCCCUAGAAGAGUACGGCUGCUUCGUAGCAACGUACUCUGAUUUCACUUCAGAAGCUGAAGACGAAAUUUUUCAUGCACUUGAGGAAAUGUUCGAUUUACCUACCGAGGUUAAGUCGAGAAACACCUCUGAGAAACCCUACUUUGGCUACGUCGGGCAACACCCCUCCAUUCCUCUGAAUGAGAGCUUGGGCAUUGACAAUGCGACGACCCUCGAAGGUGUGCAAAGUUUCAUGAACCUCUUGUGGCCGGCUGGUAACAAGCGGUUCAGCGAUGGCGCGCUUGCAUUCUCGAAGAAGGUAUCGGAGCUUGAGCAGAUGGUGAAGAGGAUGGUGUUCGAGAGCUAUGGGGUGAAGAAGUACUACGACUCGCAUGUCGCGUCGGCCACUUACCUCCUUAGGUUAAUGAAAUAUAGGGCUCCGGAGAUGAACGAGACAAAUCAGGGUUGUGACGUCCACACGGAUAAGAGCUUCAUGACCAUACUUCACCAGAAUCAAGUUGAUGGUUUGGAGCUCAAGACGAAGGAUGGCGAUUGGAUUGCCUUUGAAUCGUCACCAACAUCAUUCUUGGUCAUGGCAGGCGAUGCAUUCUUGGCAUGGAGCAACGGAAGGAUACAUGCUCCGUUGCAUCAAGUGGUGAUGAAGGAGAAGAAAUCGCCCAGGUACUCGCUGGGCUUGUUCGCCUUCCACAGUGGAAUAAUCGAAAUCCCGCCAGAAUUAGCAGAUCCUGAGAAUCCAUUGAAGUUCAAAGCGUUCGAUCAUUAUGGGUUGCUCCGUUACUUUUCCAAGGACGACGUCCCCAAAGAUGUGAGCUCUGCCCAGGCGUAUUGUGGCAUUUAAAAGAGCCACAGGAUCAGCUAGUUGAUAACGCAUCACGUUCUUCACGACUUAUGUUUUAUGCAAAGAUGUUUACGUUUUCGUGACGUGAUGAUAUAUACUUACGUUAUAUGUGCUGAAGAAAUAAGGUACUUGAGUGUGUAGCAUAUCAUAAUUGAGUGACGAUAGCAACUUGAACGA
This is a messenger RNA of Syzygium oleosum, 1143 nucleotides long. Its product is annotated as probable 2-oxoglutarate-dependent dioxygenase AOP1. The record is from RefSeq and is a predicted model, not a curated record. The transcript has 3 exons. The coding region runs from base 19 to 966 and encodes 315 amino acids. Gene Ontology annotation, molecular function: dioxygenase activity. NCBI's taxonomy places the organism in Eukaryota, Viridiplantae, Streptophyta, Magnoliopsida, Myrtales, Myrtaceae.